UUGAUUAUCCAUACCCAAUGUCGGGGUCAUGUGAGAACAUUCCUUUAACCGAGCCCCCCACGACACUUCAACCCAACACCGAGUCACCGACUACUCCAUAUAGACCAGCUACACCAGUCACCAACCUGAAGAUCAAACUGAGUUCUGACGUCAUCGCAACAGGUGAAGUCUUCAUGGUUGGUUUGUACUAUCACGGCGGAAACCGACUGACGUACAGGUGGAAUCUGUCUACCGACCAAGUAGAAAUCGCAAACCCAUUCCCUUAUGCUUACAAUACACCCAGUAUUUACAAAAUAUCGGUCUAUGCGUCCAACGAAGAGUACAACGCCAGCGCAGAUGCAGUUAUCACUGUGCAGGACACCAUCACAGGCCUUCAUUUGAUCAACCCCAUUCCUCCAAUGAUACCUGGCACAACGUUUAACGUAUCCUGGGAUAUAGAAAAAGGAACAAAUGUGAGCUUCACGCUUUCGUUUCCUAAUGCCACCACGCCGCAUUCAACAUUGCUGACAGAUGGCACCGGCCCAUUCACGUUACCAAAUAGAUACAAUUCUACUGGAAACCAUUUCUUCUCAAUCACAGCCACAAACAGACUUCCCACCUCUGCGAAUCUUGAAGUUGAAGUGAUUGUGGAAUUCCCUUUACAACUGCUAACGGCGCAAUGGUAUGUUGAUCGGCCAUACAAAACGGAAGGAGAUAUUAUCUACCUAUCAAUUGGAGAGAGGGUAACCGUUUAUGCCCAGGUAGCGUCGGGAACAAACCCAAAAUAUCAAUUUGACUUUGGAGAGCGAUCCAUGGGUAAUGCAUCAACAGGAACGACAUCUUAUAAUUUCAGCUUGGAAGGGGAAUACGUAUUGAAGGUGAAAAGCUUUAACCAUAUCAAUGCGCUCGAGGAUGUUUUUAAAAAAACAAUUUUUGUGCAACCCAAGGAGGCCAUUCAAAACUUGGAAGUUAUCGCAUCUGCUACUGCGUAUGGUAAUGUCUCGAGUAUGCGUUUAUUGAAACAACGAGGAACUUCAUUCACUUGUAACUGGUCGUUUGGGGACGGGAAUGCCACGGUAACAGACAUCGGAGAUUUACAAUACCCCGUCUUUCAUUUGUAUAAGGAACACGGUUGGUAUACAGUAAACGUUUGCUGUCAAAACUCCGAAGGAACUCAAUGUGCCAUCACUCAGGCAAAAGUUGAGAUACCUAUCUCAGGUCUCAAAAUAGACGCUAACGACUAUAUCAUAACCAGUAAUACAACAGUGCAAUUUCAUUUUGGUAUAGAAGCGGGUUCUCGAGAGGCGUAUAGAAUCGUUAUCAAAAGUGAUUCCAACAUGAUAGAUAACCUGUCGAGUGUGGAGCAGCCUCUGUAUUACGUGUUCAAGAAGCCUGGAAUUUACUACGUGUCUUUACAAGCAAGUAACUCAUUGGGGACGCAAUCGGCAAAGCUUCCUCGUGACAUAAUUGUUCAGAACCCAAUAAUGCAAAUGCGCCUAACGUCAAACAGUCCUAUCAAACUACCAGGACAUGCUAUAUUUGAUCUAUUCCUUUUUGAAGAAGACUUCGCAACAAAUGCUACGUGCGCGUGGAACUUUGGCGACGGACAAGAAACCACAAUUUCCCUGAGCUUGGAAGGAGACGUUACCCACUUCUGCCAGCAAGAAGGACGUUUUCUUGUUCGCGUCAAUUGCUCAAACUUAGUGAGUUACUCGAUAGCUUCGACAACAGUGGUUGUACACAGAAUGAUAGCCCCUGUUAUGACGCUUGACCCAGCAGUGAUUACUGCAGGUCAGUAUUACAUGGAUACUGACAAUAGCGUGCAAGCAUGUGUGACGGCACAGGAUUAUGACGAGGUUUAUAUUUGGCACAGCCCUAACACCAAUGGAACGAGCAUGAAAUCCACCAACUCGUGCUUUUUGUAUCAUUUCGCGUACAGCGGUCACUACCUAAUCCAAGUGCUGGUGAUAAACUUGCUGGAGAAUAUGACGAGUACCACUGACAUCAUGGUGCAAGAUAAGAUAAAAAAUGUCACCCUCAGAGCAAAUCAAGAAGUCUACGUAAGAAGGGAAUUUGAGAUUUUCUGGUCUGCAGAGGAGUUUGGGACUGACUCGUGCUUUUACCUACGUCUCGGCGAUGGCAGCGCAGAUGUCGUGUUUGGGGAUACCCAGUGUGUCAUCCAGGGAAUCACAAGCACACAUGUUAUGAGCUUUCAGGAAGGUACAGUUUUAUACAAAUACAGUUUCUGGAAUGAAGGUACGUUUAAUGUGAGCAUUAGAGGUACAAAUAUGGUUUCAACAGCAACAAGAGUGCUCACUGUAAAAGCCAUAAGGGAGACCUGCAGAAUAGAAACUCUAGAAAUUUGCAAAGGUAAUGAAACGCAACGGGAGUAUACUAUCAAAAAGAGUGAAGGGUUCAUGUUGAGAGUAAAAUUCCACUACGACUGUGCCUUUGCACAACAAGAAUCGGUCAAAUGGGAAAUACUAACGGUCCUCGAAAACUCAGAGGUCGAAGUACCGUUGGAAGAUAACUAUCUUAUGGGUCAUGAUCUGAACAUCCCACCAAAGAAAAUGCCAUACGGGGUUUUAAAGUUCUUGGCUACGAUAGCUAUAGACGGGGAACACAUAAAAGACUUAUAUGGUAAUGUCGAGGCAAGCACUUACGUAACAGUUAACAUCACACCAUCGCAGCUUCAAACGAUCAUCAGCGGGGAUGAACGGAUGGAAGUGGAACCAGAGUCGAUUUUCCCCCUGGAUGGCAGCGAGUCAUAUGAUCCAGAUGAUAUAUAUCCUACGUUUAAUCUGGGCUUCCGGUGGUACUGCAGGACCGUGGACUCCCAAGGAAGGAGUGUUGGUUGUUACAAAGCCAAAAAAAACUCUGAUGACAUUCUUUGGCGCGAAGCAAUAUUCCCUACGAACUCUAAUGACUUCAUAAGGAAUCAAAGCUACAUUCACAAGCUUGAGGUCUUCAAAGAUGGAAGAACAGCUUCCAUCGAGCGAGAAGUUUACGUUUCCUUUGGAAAACCACCGGACAUUUACAUCAGGUGUAACCCGGAGUGUACCGGGCGAUUAAUGUCUGCGGCUGCCUUACAGCUGAUAAGUGAGUGCAGGGGUUGCUCGGCGGCAAGUGAACUAAUUCAAAUAUGGGAAGUACACUAUGUACCAUCAGCUGGCGGACCACUUGUGAGGGUAGAGAUACCUCUGGUACAAACGUACUUUGGGUUUCAUGGUACCGUGUUUAAAGUGCGACCAGGGAUCUUAACGCCAGGCGAGACAUACAUAGUAACUCAUUCUGCGAAAAUUGAAGGCGGACUUCCGGGAAAGGCUAAUUACACAUUCGACGUGUAUGCAAACUCACCACCAGAUGAAGGAAAUUGCUCCGUGUGGCCACUAGAGGGAAUGGAGAUGAGCACAAUAUUCCAGCUGAGCUGUGAAGGCUGGCAAGACACAGAAAUGCCGCUCAGAUAUAUAUUCAACUAUGUCAUUGACGGUCGUAUGACAAUAGCGUAUGAUGGGAAUGAACCGCAGUGGAAUUUUGUUAUUAUCCUUCCAAGUGACACUAAAAGCGACAAUACAUUCGUCGAGUUUAUAGCUGAUAUUAUGGACUCUUAUGGUAUGAAGACAAGUUUCACUGUCGGCCAAAAGGCAACGGUGAGAAAGUCAAAAGCAGCAGAUAUUUCACAAAUAAACGCUCGUAUGGAUCAGCUAAAUGCAGACAUUCUUGGGUCUAGCAGCAACAAUAUAACAAAUACGAGUGUCAAGCCUAUGUCCCCUUCAGAGAAGGUAGCCAACGCGAGGCAGAUUGCAAGGCUGAGCGGGAGUAUCAACGAUACAGCUGUCAAAGCUAGGAUCAAUGAACAACUCGCUUCAACUGUCACUCAAGCCAUAAGAGACACAUCGACGCUUAACAUCCAAUUCAUAGAUACUUCCGUUAAAACGCUCAAAGAUGUCACUCAAGAUGCCCAGAAACUUAGUGUUCAGAUGCAGAGCGAUUUAUCAGAGUCAUUUGAGAUGCUGGCAGAUAAACUACACGAUUUGGCAGGCACACCCAAGGCUCCUGAUAAAGCAAGCAUAGUCCCCAUGGCAGAAGGUCUCUUGGGACUAGUAAGCAGUCUUUUGGGACCAUCUGAAAAUCCAGAUGGCGAAUCUAGUCAAGAGACGAUGGAGAAAAUAAAUUCAAACUGCUUAUCUGGCGUGAAGUCCAUCGUUGACGGCUUAUGGAAGGUUCAAGAUGACACUCCAACAAGCAUAGCCACGCCCGAGGUGGAAAUAACACUCGAAAUAACCACUGACACGGCUAUUAGUAGGAAGAAAAUAAAUGGGGAGGCUGGGUGUAUCGAGCUACCUGAGGCAAGCUACUUAAACCUUCCAUACGACCAGCCUGUAGGUACCCAGGUAAAUAUGAAUUUCACCCUUACUGACCCUGCAACCAGCCUUGAGAAGUACCCACAACCCAAAAAUCCAUAAAUGAAAAGUAAACAAAACGAGAUGAAGACACUCGGGCAUCAGUCUAAGGGAUAAAUGGUCUUGAAGACAUGACGGAAAAACCCUGAACAUACGCACUUCGAA
Nematostella vectensis (starlet sea anemone) is the source of this 4547-nucleotide messenger RNA. RefSeq names its product polycystin-1. NCBI's taxonomy places the organism in Eukaryota, Metazoa, Cnidaria, Anthozoa, Actiniaria, Edwardsiidae. The transcript has 8 exons. The coding region runs from base 18 to 4445 and encodes 1475 amino acids. The record is from RefSeq and is a predicted model, not a curated record.